Gigantopelta aegis is the source of this 2607-nucleotide messenger RNA. Its product is annotated as RING-type E3 ubiquitin-protein ligase PPIL2-like. The record is from RefSeq and is a predicted model, not a curated record. Gene Ontology annotation, molecular function: peptidyl-prolyl cis-trans isomerase activity; ubiquitin-ubiquitin ligase activity. Lineage: Eukaryota; Metazoa; Mollusca; Gastropoda; Neomphalida; Peltospiridae. Bases 101 to 1681 code for a protein of 526 amino acids. Gene Ontology annotation, cellular component: catalytic step 2 spliceosome. Gene Ontology annotation, biological process: protein polyubiquitination; protein peptidyl-prolyl isomerization; protein folding. The transcript is spliced from 19 exons.
GAAGAUCCAUAGACUGUCAAAGUUAUUCAUUACGCUUCCGGAGUGUGGAAGAGUUUAUUUGUUUAGAAUAUUUUUUUUACAGAAAAAGUUUCCUUUCAGUAUGGGCAAAAAGCAGCACCAGAAAGAUAAAUUAUACCUGACAACAACAGAAUGGAAAAAUGAGUGGGGUGGCUAUAAAGGAACUCAAAACACUGGACAAAAUGCUCGGUUUCGUCGCCUACCAUUUCACUCCUGCAGUCUUUCAAUGCAGCCAUUUGAACAUCCCCUGUGUAUGAAGGAUGGUGUUAUUUUUGACUUGAUGAAUAUUGUUCCUUUCUUAAAAAAGUAUGGACUUAAUCCAGCCACUGGAGAGAAAAUGAGUGCUAAGGACCUUAUCAAGUUAACAUUCCACAAAAACUCAGACGGGAAAUACCACUGUCCAGUGACCUACAAGGUGUUCAAUGAAAACUCCAACAUCGUGGCAAUCAGACAGUCUGGCAACGUUUACGCUCUAGAAGCUGUAGAAAGGUUGAAUCUGAAGACCAACAACUUAAAAGAUCUGAUCACAGAUGAACCGUUCACGAGGAAAGAUGUCAUCACUAUUCAGGAUCCUACAGAGCUGGAAAAGUUUAAUCUUGCUAACUUCUACCAUAUUAAAAACAACUUGAAGGUUUUGGAUGAAGAGGAGGAAGAGGCAAAGAAGGAUCCGCGAUUUCACCUGAAGACGAUUAACAGCGUAACAAAAGAAGCUCUCGAUGAACUGGAGAGAGACUACAAACCGUCAACCAUCUUGGACCCACAAGAGACUGAAAAGAGGAAGCUUGACAAAUUCAAUGCAGCUACAUAUUCCACGGGUAUGGUGGCAGCCUCCUUCACCUCAACAGCCAUGGAUCGACAGACACAGCAAGUAGCUGCUCUGAUUGAUGAGGAUUUGCUGCGGUACGAACGCGUGAAGAAGAAAGGCUAUGUGAGGAUGAUGACCAGUAAAGGCCCUCUCAACCUGGAAUUGCAUUGUGAUAUGAUUCCAAAGGCAUGUGAAAACUUCAUGAAGCUGUGUUCCAAGGGCUACUACAAUGGAACAAUCUUUCAUCGGUCAAUCAGGAAUUUUAUUAUACAAGGUGGUGACCCAACAGCGACUGGAAAAGGUGGUGACUCUGCUUUUGGUGGGCCGUUCAAGGAUCACUUCAAACCGAACCUCACUCACACCGGCCGUGGUGUCCUCAGCAUGGCAAACAGCGGCCCCGACACCAACAAGUCACAAUUUUUCUUCACGUACCGGUCAGCCAGACAUCUUGAUGGCAAGCACACAGUUUUCGGCAGAGUUGUUGGCGGUAUGGAGACGAUUGACAAAAUGGAAAAAGUUGAGGUGGACAAGAAAGAUCGUCCAAAAGAAGAAAUAAGAAUUGAGGAAUGCAUUGUCUUUGUGAACCCGUUCGAUGAAGCUGAUGAGAUGUUGCAACAAGAGCGUGAUGAUGAAGUGGAGAGAGAAAAGAAUGCCAAGGAAGCCGAGUUGAAGAAGAAAAUGAGGAAGAAGAUGGACGAGGAAGGACAAAAAGUGUUCAAAACCGGAGUCGGCAAAUACAUCAACAUCCCUCACAUAAAACGACAGAGCGAAGAAGUAACUCCAAGUCCUUCAGAAAGUGCCAAGAAGAAAACAAAAACAAAAACAUCUUAUGGAUUUGGGGACUUCAGUGCCUGGUGACGUGCGAUAUCCAUAACAGUAUUUCUUACAGACUGGUUCUGUAAACAAGCACACCUCAAUUACUUGAUGUAUAUCUCUGUUAACAGCUUGCAGAAUCUCAUGUUAUACACAGUGGAAUGGUACAUUUGGAAGUUAAACUUGAAGAAUGCAACCAAUAUUCCUCACAAUGGUUGCUGCUCUCUGACAUUUAAGAAGCAUGUUGACAUUGUUAUUGUAGUGAAUAUGAUACAGUGCUCAAGAUGGUUGUACACAGAAGUUCAACUUAUAUGUAUAUCGAACAUGGUUGACUUAGUAUAUCAAGCAUGUUUCAUGACAGAGAAUCUUUGCAGCCAUGAAAAGGGUGCACAUCAAGAGAGUCAUUAAUGGGGAUUCGGGGUGUGUGAACACAUCCCUGUAUGUGUUUGUGUGGAGAGGGCCAUGCAGUCAAAUAUAACAUGGAUAUUGGUUGCUGUGAAUGGGCAUCAUGGAUGAAAUCAUUAUACCAUAAAGUGGAUCCGGUGGAGGGUAACAUCAAAUACAGUGUAUAUCUUUUAAUAUAUUGAGAGAUCCCCUUUACAUAUAGCCCAUGUAAUGCCUGUUCAAGGGUGGAUAAUUAAAGUUACAGUCUCUGGUUACCAUAUUAUAACAUCAUGUACAGAUAUGAAACACAAGCUCAAAUGCACUUUUUAAAAACUUGUGUGUGUUCGCUAUGAACAGAUAUCGUCAAAAGUAUAAGCUCGAUUCGUCGCCUGUGCUGCCAUAGCUCGGCAAAGCACAAACAACAGCCUGUUGUCAGUUUCAAUUAACAUGUGCGUUUUGCCAAUUUCAAAUUGUAGGGUUUGUCUCAAAAAAUUAAAAGAGAAAUCUUGCGCUGUACGAAGAACGUUCGGUUGAGGAUACGGUACUUGAGUCUUUCGUUAAAACCGGUUUGAUCUUGACAACAUAUU